AUGUCCCCAACAGCUAACGAACCUAUUGCCAUCGUCGGCAUGGGCUGCCGCUUCGCCGGCGACGCCACCAGUCCUUCGAAACUUUGGGACCUCCUUUCUUCACCCCAUGAGGUGGCGCAGGAUAUCCCGCCCACGCGCUUCAAUAUCUCACGCUUCUACCACCCAAUCCCCACACAUCAUGGCACCACGGCCACCAAGCAGGCCUACCUUCUCACAGAGGACGUUCUCUUCUUCGAUACAAAGUUCUUCGCAGUCCCACCCGCCGAGAGCGAGGUCAUCGACCCCCAACAGCGCCAGCUGCUAGAGGUUGUCUACGAGGCCCUUGAGUCGGCGGGACUGGCCUACGAAAGACUCGCCGGUAGUGACACGGCGUGUUUCGUGGGUCUUAUGUCACAAGAGUACUUCGCCUUGCAGGGCCAGGACGUGAAUAUGGUGCGCACGUAUGCCGGGACUGGUACAGCCGCCAGCAAUGCCUCGAGUCGCGUGUCGUACUUUUUCGACUGGCACGGGCCGUGUAUGACCAUUGAUACGGCGUGUUCGUCGAGUAUGGUGGGCGUGAACGAGGCCGUGCAGGCUGUCCGCAACGGCACCAGCCGCGUUGCCGUCGCUUGUGGUACUAACCUGGUCCUAUCCCCACUGUCCUUUAUCACUCUCAGCAAGCUUAACAUGCUCUCGCCUACGGGCCGCUGUCGUAUGUGGGACGCAGAUGCUGACGGGUAUGCACGUGGCGAGGGCGUUGCUGCCAUCGUUCUCAAGACCCUAAGCUCGGCUUUGGAGGAUGGCGAUGAGGUGCUCAGCGUCAUCCGCGAGAUUGGAGUCAACCAUGACGGGAGGACAAAGGGUCUAACUAUGCCCAGUGCAGCUGCCCAAGCGGCUUUGAUUCGGCAGACAUACGCCAAGGCCGGGUUGGACUUGACGAAGCGGGCCGAUCGCUGUCAGUUCUUCGAGGCGCACGGCACCGGGACCGCCGUUGGCGACCCACAAGAGGCCGAGGCCAUUAGUUCGGCUAUGUUUCCCGCUGAAUCCGGAUCGGAUCUGGAAGAGAUUCUCGUCGGAUCUAUUAAGACCGUAGUUGGCCACACCGAGGGAACCGCCGGAGUGGCUGGGCUCAUAAAAACGACACUGGCCCUCCGUGAGGGGAUAGUACCCCCGAACCUUCUCUUCAACCGCUUGAACCCGGCCUUGGAACCCUUUGUGAGCCACCUGCGCAUUCCCACCUCAUGUGAGCCGUGGCCCGAGGUCCCCGAGGGAGGCGUGCGCAGAGCCAGUGUUAACAGCUUCGGUUUUGGUGGAUCCAACGCCCACGUUAUCCUGGAGAGCUUCGCUGGGAAUACAGUUGUUACGGUCAGCUAUCCGACAGUAGGGUCUGCUAACAGAAGUUGGGGAUUGACGCUAGUAAACAGUAUUGUCGUGUCGUAA
Colletotrichum truncatum is the source of this 1419-nucleotide messenger RNA. Its product is annotated as lovastatin nonaketide synthase. Gene Ontology annotation, molecular function: 3-oxoacyl-[acyl-carrier-protein] synthase activity; fatty acid synthase activity. Gene Ontology annotation, biological process: fatty acid biosynthetic process; secondary metabolite biosynthetic process. The record is from RefSeq and is a predicted model, not a curated record. Lineage: Eukaryota; Fungi; Ascomycota; Sordariomycetes; Glomerellales; Glomerellaceae.